Molecule: messenger RNA, 1635 nt
Organism: Drosophila novamexicana
Lineage: Eukaryota; Metazoa; Arthropoda; Insecta; Diptera; Drosophilidae
Product: transmembrane protease serine 9-like
Exons: 2
Coding region: 16-1575 (519 amino acids)
Biological process (GO): proteolysis
Molecular function (GO): serine-type endopeptidase activity
Source: RefSeq, a predicted model, not a curated record
UUAUAACGCAGCAACAUGUUGAAAUUUGUGGUACUUCUUUCCCUGGCCGCUUGUGUCUUGGCCGGCACAGUGCCGGAGGGCCUCCUGCCCCAGUUGGAUGGCCGCAUUGUUGGUGGCUACGAGACCAGCAUCGAUGAUCAUCCCUAUCAGGUGUCGCUACAGCGCAAUGGAGCUCAUUUCUGCGGUGGUUCCAUCUACUCUGGUGAUAUUGUGGUCACCGCGGCCCACUGCUUGCAGUCGAUCACAGCUGGAGAGCUGAAGGUGCGUGUGGGUACCACCUACUGGCGUUCCGGUGGCAGCGUGCACUCGGUGCGUUCUUUCAGAAAUCAUGAGGGCUACAACUCCAAAACCAUGAUCAACGAUGUGGCCGUUAUUCGCAUGUCUUCUUCGGUCAGCUUCCGCUCAAACGUUCGUGCUAUUGGUCUUGCUGAAUCCAAUCCUCGCAAUGGUGCUGAGGCUGUUGUCUCUGGCUGGGGCACCACCGAGUCCGGUAGCUCUACCAUUCCCGAUCAUCUGCUGGCUGUGAACUUGAGGAUCGUUGAUCGUGAGGAGUGCGCCUCCAAGGAGUUCAGCUAUGGUAGCAAGAUCAAGGACACAAUGAUCUGCGCCUAUGCCGAGCAUAAGGAUGCCUGCCAGGGUGACUCCGGCGGCCCAUUGGUCUCUGGCGGUCGUCUUGUCGGCGUUGUGUCCUGGGGCUAUGGCUGCGCUGAUGUCAAAUAUCCCGGUGUCUAUGCUGAUGUCGCCCACUUCCGUAGCUGGAUCGAGAAGACCGCCGACGAGCUCCAUUUCCCAAUUACGUUUGAUAUGUUCAAGUUUGUGAUUUUGUUGUCAGUCGUUGCCUGCGCCUUCGGUGCUGCAGUUCCCGAGGGUCUGCUGCCCCAGCUGGAUGGACGCAUCGUUGGCGGCACUGGCACCACCAUCAGCAGCUUUCCCUGGCAAAUAUCGCUGCAGCGUAGUGGCAGCCACUCCUGCGGUGGUUCGGUCUACUCUGCGAAGAUCAUCGUGACGGCUGCUCAUUGCCUGCAAUCCGUGUCCGCCUCCAGCUUGAAGGUGCGCGCUGGUUCCACCUACUGGAACUCUGGCGGCACUCUGGUCCAGGUCGCCGCCUUCAGAAACCAUGAGGGUUACAACGCCAACACCAUGGUCAACGAUAUUGCUGUCAUCCGCCUGAGCGCUUCACUCUCCUUCAGCUCCACCAUUAAGGCUAUUGGUCUGGCUACUUAUAAUCCUGCCAAUGGUGCUUCCGCUGCCGUCUCUGGCUGGGGUACUCUGUCCUCGGGCUCCAGCUCAAUUCCCAGUCAGUUGCAGUAUGUGAACUUGAAUAUUGUCAGCCAGUCCAAGUGCGCCUCCUCCAGCUACGGUUACGGCAGUCAAAUCAGAAGCACCAUGAUCUGCGCAUCCGCCAGCGGCAAGGAUUCCUGCCAGGGUGACUCUGGUGGCCCACUGGUGUCCGGUGGUGUGCUCGUUGGUGUCGUCUCCUGGGGCUAUGGCUGUGCUUACAGCAACUAUCCCGGUGUCUACGCCGAUGUGUCUGUGCUCCGCUCCUGGGUGGUCAGCGCUGCCAACUCGAUCUAAAUAGAUCGGUCAUACGAUUUUAUAAUAUCUUCAAUAAAAAUCUUAGCAACAGAAAAAAAA